AUGGAAGCUCUCCCAUUCCUCAGAGCUGAGCUGCUUAGCCUUCUGUUCGAGGCGCUGCUAUUCGGGUGCUUCAGCAUCCUAUACCCCAUCUCCUUGUGGAUGUUGGUGUAUAGACAUAGGCGUGACGGCGACCGAUACAGCAGGCACGGGAUAGGGCUGUUCUCAAUCGUCACGGUCAUGUUCUUUCUCGAUAUGACACAUCUCAUUCUCAGCGCUCUAGAUUACGUUACGAUGUUUGCUGACCACAGCACAACCGCUGACGGUGCCUACCUCUUCUAUCUCUCUGGGAAAGAAGACGGUACCGCCAUCGGGAAUAUGUUACUUUCGGCAGUGGUCACGCUCAUAGGAGAUGGUUUCAUGACAUAUCGGGUGUUUAUUAUCACCGUCGUGUCUGUCGGCAUGCUCAAAUAUGAGUCCCAGGCUUCAGGGCUCGGUCUCGGAGAGGCCCUCUACGACGCCAAGGUGUACGCGCUGAUGACGACCUACUUCGUGUUGGUCCUCGCGACGAACAUCGUGACUGUAGCCCUAAUCAUCGGACGACUAAUGUGGCACGAGCGGAUGGUCCACCUGCACGACGUGGACGUCCUUGGCCCCUCCAUACACCGCACCGUCGCGCGCACGAUCAUCCAAUCAGAGGCUCUGUACUCCGUCACGGUCGGCGCGACCCUCGCGUCUUACGUCGCCCGCUCCGACAUCUUCUACGUCGGCUCGUGCAUGGUCCCGCCCCUCGUUGGCAUCUCGUUCACGCUUAUCAUCACGCAUGUCGGGUUCGACGAUAUCAAGAGGGAGAUAUCUGCGGCUAACAACGCGGAUCUUUCGAGGCUCGACUUUCAGCGUGUGGUCCACAGCUCUGGGGGAGACUCGUCGGGCUCUAUGAUCAUCGCGCCGUCAACCCUCAUAGUCUCUACCUCAGGUGACGCGGAAAAAGGCAAAGCUUUCCAUGGAGCUGCGAAGAAGAACACGUCUGCCUCUACUACAACCAGGGCGGGUCUGGUUCUUGGGACUGCAUGA
This is a messenger RNA of Trametes versicolor FP-101664 SS1, 1011 nucleotides long. RefSeq lists its product as uncharacterized. The coding region runs from base 1 to 1011 and encodes 336 amino acids. The transcript is spliced from 8 exons. The record is from RefSeq and is a predicted model, not a curated record. NCBI's taxonomy places the organism in Eukaryota, Fungi, Basidiomycota, Agaricomycetes, Polyporales, Polyporaceae.